Setaria italica (foxtail millet) is the source of this 1756-nucleotide messenger RNA. Its product is annotated as eukaryotic translation initiation factor 4B3. The record is from RefSeq and is a predicted model, not a curated record. Lineage: Eukaryota; Viridiplantae; Streptophyta; Magnoliopsida; Poales; Poaceae. Gene Ontology annotation, molecular function: translation initiation factor activity; mRNA binding. The transcript is spliced from 2 exons. The coding region runs from base 98 to 1393 and encodes 431 amino acids.
CGCCCUCUCACGUCUCACCCUAGACAAUCCCCAAAUCCGCCAAGCGCAAACGCACGCUACCAACCAACGCGAGAGCGCACCACCACCGCACGCAGCCAUGGCCGUCGCCUCCGCGUGGUCCAAGCCCGGCUCUUGGGCCCUCGCCGCCGAGGAGCAGGAUGAGCUCCCCCCCCCGCCGCCGCCCGUCGUCCCCGCCGCCGACUUCCCCGACCUCGCCACCGCCGCCACCACCAAGGUCCCCAAGAAGAAGAAGGCCCAGUCUAUGCCUCUUUCCGAUUUCAACUCCGGCAAGUUCGUCACGCGCGCAUCCCGCGGGCCUGGCCCCGAGGUGACGACCUUCGAUCUCCCCACGGGUCCCCGCGAGCGCACCGAGGAGGAGCUGGCCAACACGCGGGGCUUCGGGGCCGGGCGGUGGGGCGGCGCCGGAGGAGGCCCCCGCGGUUCCGACGAGCCGCGCCGCGGCGGAUCUGACCGCGAGGACUUCGGCCCGUCGCGCGCCGACGAGGCGGAUGACUGGGGCGCCGGCAAGAAGCCCUUGGAGAGGAGGGCUAUGGGAGGAUUCGGCUGGGACUCCUCAGCGUCGCGUGCCGAUGACGUCAAUGACUGGGUCUCCACCAAGAGGACCGCACCAGCCCCGUUUCCCGAGCGAAGGGAGCGCGGCGGCGGCGGUUUCGGAGGCGACUCUAUCUCGCGCGCUGACGACUCCGCGAGUUGGGUCUCUAAUAAAAGCUAUUCUGCGCCGCCGCCCCUGCCUGCUGACGGCCGGAGGGGUGGGCCAGUUUGGGGCUUCAACAGGGAUGGUGGUCCGGAUGCUGAUUCUUGGGGCAGGAGGAGGGAGGAGAUGAGCAAUGGUGGGGACAGCAGCGUUGGCCGGCCCCGUCUCAAUUUGCAGAAGCGGACCUUGCCGCUUGCCAAUGGCACUGAUGGAGAGAAGCCGGAGGAUAAUAAUAAAGAGGAUGAUAAGGAGGAGCAGCGACCCAGGAGCAGGUCAUCGAACCCAUUUGGCACAGCCCGCCCGCGUGAGGAGGUCCUUGCUGCAAAGGGGGAGGACUGGAGGAAGGAAGAGCCUAUAGUGGAGAAGCUAGAGAUUCAACCAAGAACCAGAUCUUCCAACCCAUUUGGAGCUGCUCGCCCACGUGAGGAGGUUCUUGCUGAGAAGGGGGAGGACUGGAGGAAGAUUGAUGAGAAACUUGAGGCGAUGAAGGUGUGGGAGGCACCACUGGAGAGGAGGUCCUUUGGGAGGAGGGGUUCACCACUUGCAGGAGAGGAGAAUGACAAUACUCAACUACCUGAAGCCCGUGCUAAGAGCUUGGAAAAGCCCAAUGCAGUUGAAGCUGCAAAAGAAUCUGAAGAAGGAUCUGAAACGACCAAUGGGAGUGCGCUGGCAAAUUAAUCCAAUGCAAGGCCACGUUUCACUGGCAUUUUGCAACCUGAUGGUUAAAAGAAUUCAUCUGCUAAAUAUAUUAGCUUGUUUAAUUUUGUUACUCGUGUGCGGCAGCAGUUGUAACAGAGUCAAUUUUGGGUCUGUAAUUCUUUGUUCUAGCAGCUGGUAAUCUGGAGAAAAUAUUGUGUCGUAAGUUUUGAUCGGGUGUUGCGUCGUAAGUGUCACCGGAGUAGUGUUAUUUAUUGUUAAAUUGCGUUGCAAUGUUGAGUUGUUGACCUGGUGAUAAUGUCUGGAAGUUGUUUAAAAUAGUUUUUGGUGACUCUUCCAGGACCCCUUUGAAAUUUAAACAUAGUGUUCACAUUGUUGAAGGAA